CUCUCUCUCUCUCUCUCUCUCUCUCUCCGAGACCCCAAAAACCAAAAAUGGCUCCCCGUCUCUUCCUCCUCAUCGCCGUGUUUUCCCUCACCCUCUUCUCCGUCUCGGUCAGGUCCUCCGACUCGGACCUUGUAUCAGAACUCCUGGCCCUCCAGUCCGACUCCAAAUCGGGCGUUAUCCACCUCGACGACCACUCCGUCUCGCGCUUCCUGACCUCGCCCAAGACCCCCAGGCCCUACUCCCUGUUCGUCUUCUUCGACGUGGCCCAACUCCACGACAAGGCCGAGCUCCAGCUGAAGACCCUCCAUGCCGAGUUCUCGCUCCUCGCCAAAUCCUUCAUCACAAACAACCAAGACCCCGAUUCCUCCUCCCACGGCAAGCUCUUCUUCUGCGAUCUUGAGUUCAAGGAGUCCCAGUCCACCUUCGCGCUCUUCGGCGUCAAUUCCCUCCCUCACAUCAGCCUCAUCGGCCCGAAUCAGACCCCGAAACAGUCCGAUCAGAUGGACCAGGGAGACUUCUCCAGGAUUGCCGAGUCGAUGUCCCAUUUCGUCGAGUCCAAGACCAAUCUCGUCGUCGGCCCGAUCCACCGCCCACCGUUUCUCUCGAAGAAGCAAUUGGCGUUGGUCAUUGUGGGUAUUCUCAUUUGGAUUCCAUUUGCUGUGAAGAAGAUUGUGAUGGGUGAGACUCCGCUCCACGACCCGAAACUCUGGCUGGUGGGUUCGGUGUUCGUCUACUUCUUCAGCGUCUCGGGCGCGAUGCACAACAUCAUUCGGAAGAUGCCCAUGUUCCUGGCGGACCGGAACGUCCCGAACAAGCUGGUAUUCUUUUACCAGGGCUCGGGAGUGCAGCUCGGGGCGGAGGGGUUCGCGGUCGGGUUCUUGUACACGAUUGUGGGUCUGUUGCUGGCGUUCAUGACGCGUGUGCUCGUGAAGGUGAAGAAUGUGAACGUGCAGAUGGCGGUGAUGAUUGUUUCGCUGUUCGUUUCGUUUUGGGCGGUCAAGAAGGUGGUCUAUUUGGAUAAUUGGAAGACUGGUUAUGGGAUCCACGGAUUUUGGCCUCCAAGUUGGUAAUAAGCUACAAAAAGGCUUGUUGCAGGGAGGAGGAUUGAAGAAGCCGUCAGGGUGUUGAUUACAUGAGAAGAAUGAAUUUGGUGAGCAGUGCAAGUUUUACAAGCAUGAUUCGUGGGCUUUGUCGCGUAAAGGAACUCAGAAAAGCCAUGAAAAUUCAUGACGAGAUGUUGAGCAUGGGGCUUAAACCUGAUCAAGCAACAUAUAAGCGGUUGAUUUUUGGGUUUAAGUAACAGAUUGUUGUGUUUGACAAGAGUCCAUUUUGGCUUUAACCAUCUCUUGUAAAUUGGCCGGCAUGAUCAGGCCAUGUACUGCACCUUUUGAUGCGCGAUACAAAGAAGCUCUA
Molecule: messenger RNA, 1413 nt
Organism: Corylus avellana
Lineage: Eukaryota; Viridiplantae; Streptophyta; Magnoliopsida; Fagales; Betulaceae
Product: putative dolichyl-diphosphooligosaccharide--protein glycosyltransferase subunit 3B
Cellular component (GO): oligosaccharyltransferase complex
Source: RefSeq, a predicted model, not a curated record